UUCUCCCAACAAGGUGACAAGUUAGGCCCAGAGGGCUUAUGUUUUGUGGCAGUGUCGUCUACUAACGAAGAGAGUACAUCGUUUUUGUCACAGGACCCACUUGGUCCUCUAGAUUUUUCGAUGGAUUCUCAAGAACUGAUAUAUCCAAAUGGUUCGCAGUUAUUUGAUGGGCAGAAAGGUAAGGGCCAACUCGAAGAGCAGAAAGAGAUAAAUAUUCCGGAACACGAAACAGAAUAUCCUGAUGGCGAAAAGGUUGUACUGCUGAACAUGGAGGAAGUUGAGCUUGGUAUAAACGCAGUCGAGCCAAUUCCGGAGCAGGCACACUCUACUACGCAUAUGGUCGAGCUAGCAACAGGCUACCCAGAUUAAAACCUUACGAAUGAACCAAACGAAAACAAUAGCCUGGAGCCCGCGGAUGAGAUUAGUGAUGAUCAGGACAGUUGGGAAUCGAAGUACGAGAAACUCUAGGACGAAAAUCGUCGGCUCAAAGAGCAAUCCAAGAAACUAAGAAAACGAGUAGAAAAGUUAGAAAUGGAAAAACUUUGUUCUGACAACCACGCUCUACGUUUGUCCAAAGAGUUAGUUGAGGUCAAAGAUUAUCAGAAAGUUCCACAGGCGAAAUUUACCAGAGUUGAUAAUUUCAAGAUUACUGUGAAAGAGCUUGAAGAGUAUAAUCAACGAGCUAAUACGGACAGCAUGUUUGUAGGAACCCUGGCGCUGCAUCUCAUCGGACCGGAGAAACUUAAAAGUAUGAGCGUUACUGGACAGGCUUCGCAUCGUUUUGCUGGGUAUAAAAAGGCAGAUGGCACUUUGCAGUAUCCGGCAACAGAAAAAAUUGAGCCGACGAUUUUUCAGUUCAUCUGCGAUAAACUAGCAGAACGAGUCGCAAUACGUGUAGGACCGGAUAAUGUGACCAAGAUUCGAACACUCGCCGACGAAAAGUUGGUUAAGCGGUAUAUAGCGCAGAAGAUAUCCAACCUCCGAAAGGUAAAUCGCAGCCUAGCACUCGCAGCUAUAUAAUCCCUGCUCGUUGAUCAUAUUUAUCUAUAUUCGAAAGAGAAAGCUUUUUAAAAUAAUGGACAUACAAGGCAACAAGAUACGCCAUAUAGUGUAUUCUCGAAUGCUCCAAAAAUAUUGGAGGACACACUAAGUGGCGUGUGUUGUUGUCUCGUCUGUGUCGUGACGAAUAAAUUAAAUUUGAGAUCACAUAAAUAUGUAAAGAAAGCCUCGCUUAAUAACUAUAAACUACUGUCGAGCACAGUAUCGGAUCGCUGGGAAUUUUUUUCUGAAGUUGAUUUUAUGUCAACCAUAAGUAUCUCAAAACUAAUUGAAUAAAAAAAAAGUUUUAUGAAAAACAA
This is a messenger RNA of Topomyia yanbarensis, 1358 nucleotides long. RefSeq lists its product as uncharacterized. The record is from RefSeq and is a predicted model, not a curated record. Gene Ontology annotation, molecular function: DNA binding. NCBI's taxonomy places the organism in Eukaryota, Metazoa, Arthropoda, Insecta, Diptera, Culicidae. Bases 532 to 1020 code for a protein of 162 amino acids. The transcript is spliced from 3 exons.